AUGUUCUCCCCGAUUGUCAGUUCGACACUGCAAGCGACCGCCAUCGCUGCUGCAUCCAAUGUCAUCGCCCAGCUCCUCGAACAGCGUAGCAAACAAGCUCCAACGACCGUCUCUGCGGCAGACUUCCUUCGCUUCGUCAUCUUUACGCUAUUGACAGCGCCCCCGAACUACCUCUGGCAGCAUGCUCUCGAACGCGUAUUCCCCGGUCGCAAGCCGAUUGACUCUACAAAAACAGUGUUGCCCCGCUACGAGAUUCGCGAGCACGACGAGCUGCUUGGAGAAGAUGUCUUGCAACUAGAGGAGGAGAUUGAAACAAAGCUGGACUGGAAGAACACCAUGAUAAAGUGGUUCGUCGAUUGCAUGACGUUGGGUGCUUUGUUGAACACGGCUGCCUUUCUCAUCCUCAUGGGUAUCAUGAAAGGAAGGUCGCCUGGUGAGAUAGAAACAGCGCUACGUACGGACAUCUUCCCCAUCAUCUAUGCUAGUUACAAGAUCUGGCCGUUGGCGUCAAUCGUCAACUUUGCAUUGAUUCCAGUGGAGAAGCGGAUUGUGUUCCUCAGUGCAGUCGGUCUUGUCUGGGGCGUUUUUCUCAGCUUGACUGCUGCGAAGCAGUGA
This is a messenger RNA of Aureobasidium pullulans EXF-150, 615 nucleotides long. RefSeq lists its product as uncharacterized. Bases 1 to 615 code for a protein of 204 amino acids. The transcript has 3 exons. Gene Ontology annotation, cellular component: membrane; cytoplasm. Lineage: Eukaryota; Fungi; Ascomycota; Dothideomycetes; Dothideales; Saccotheciaceae. The record is from RefSeq and is a predicted model, not a curated record.